AUAGAUUCUUCGGAUUUUUAUCAGUCAUUUAAACACGAGCUUGUUGAACUUCUGUUCUUAAUAUUAUUUAUUUUGGGUUCAUUUUAAGUCAGCCAUAUAGUAAUUUUUAAACAAUAGUUGAGUUAAAUAAAACUACCCAGCAUGUCGGUCAAACAUUUAACCCAACCACUGGGUCAAAACAACCCAAUCACUGGGUUUGUCCAUUUUCAACCCAACAUUUUUAGAGUGUUUGGAAAACAGACUAAGAGCUGAUCUGGAGUGAGUUAGGGCUCGUCCGAGAACUAGUUUUUUUUUUUUUUUGGUCAUGUGAUGAUGAUGUGGUCAGCGGACGUCCGUUUUUAGAAUGAGCAGACGGACGCAGCUGGCUGGUGACCAGAGGGGACGCGCCGCAGACCCCUGGAGAGAAAACAGACAGAAGAAAUGAGAAGAAACUGAUAUUGGCACACCUCUUAAUUUGUGCCCACAGCAAUCUACUAUUUCUGAUGGAAAGAAAAACUGAUGUGAAUGACCACAGGUGACAGUUAUUGCGCGCACACGAGAGAGCGCAAACUCAUGCGCGCGUAACAGGAGUGUAAAUGGGGAAAAAGGCUCAGUAGAAAUGGAAAGCUCAGGAUUGUACCCGUGAAUAGAAAAGACUAGCACGUCACCCAUCAGAGGCGUGAAAGCAGCCAACAGACCGGACGCUGCCGAACCAAAGCGAACCGAGCGCGCGCGCCGGACACCAGGAAAGUUCGUGCGUAAAAGCCAGAAGCGCCGCUGCACAUGAAGGGAAUAAAAUUACAUUCUGAAGGACAGAUAUCUUGAGGGAAACGGGCAUUUUGACAGUCAUGGAAUCAGCCGGGUCUGCCGGGUUGGCUCAAUCAGCCGCCCUAAAGUUGUCCGAAAUGGGCGAAAGAACUAAACAGCUUGGCAGCGCAAUGCAAGACCCCGAGCGGCAGAGACGGAUCAUUCUGGUGAUUGUUUGCGUCGCCCUUCUGCUGGACAACAUGCUUUAUAUGGUGAUCGUCCCGAUCAUUCCCGAUUAUCUCACAGAUUUAGAGAACAAGCAAGUGUUGCGCACCCAUGCCAACUCUUCACUGAGCAGAGCAACCAGGGAAAACCUGGACGUGCAGAUAGGGGUGUUAUUUGCGUCCAAGGCCAUUCUGCAACUCAUGGUGAACCCCUUCACGGGAACUUUCAUUGACCGCGUUGGAUAUGACAUCCCGCUGCUGAUCGGACUUCUGGUCAUGUUCGUUUCGACGUGUAUAUUCGCUUUCGCUGAUAACUACGGGACGCUCUUCUUCGCGCGCAGCCUGCAGGGUCUCGGCUCGGCGUUUGCCGACACGUCCGGGAUCGCGAUGAUUGCGGAUAAAUACACGGAGGAAGCGGAGAGGAGUCGCGCGCUUGGCAUCGCGCUCGCCUUCAUCUCGUUCGGGAGUCUCGUGGCGCCUCCGUUCGGCGGCAUCCUGUAUGAGUUCGCAGGUAAACGGGUCCCGUUCAUAGUUCUGGCCUCCGUGUGCCUGGCAGACAGCGUUCUGGUCUUGACUGUGAUCAAACCUUUUUCUAACAGGACGCGCGAGAACAUGCCGGUCGGGACGCCCAUUUACCGGCUCAUGGUUGACCCGUACAUCGCCGUGGUGGCGGGCGCUCUGACCGUCUGUAACAUCCCGCUGGCGUUCCUCGAACCCACCAUCGCCAACUGGAUGGAGAGCACAAUGAACGCCUCGGAGUGGGAGAUGGGUCUCAUCUGGCUGCCCGCGUUCUUCCCUCACGUGUUGGGCGUUUAUGUCACUGUCCGACUGGCCGCAAAGUACCCGGACCUGCAGUGGUUCUACGGCGCCCUCGGUAUGGUCAUAAUAGGGGCCAGCUCCUGCACUGUGCCCGCUUGCAAAACCUUCGGCCAGCUAAUGUUUCCCCUGUGCGGCAUCUGCUUCGGCAUCGCGCUGGUGGACACGGCACUGCUGCCCACUCUGGCCUUCCUGGUGGACGUGCGUCACGUGUCCGUCUAUGGAAGCGUUUAUGCCAUCGCAGACAUCUCGUACUGUGUCGCCUACGCUAUGGGGCCUGUCGUAGCGGGUCAGAUCGUGCACAACCUGGGCUUCGUUCAGCUGAACCUUGGCAUGGGGCUGGUCAAUGUGCUUUACGCGCCGGCCCUGCUGCUGCUCCGCCACGUGUGCCAGCUGAAGCCGUCCUACUCGGAGAGAAACGUGCUGCUGGAGGAAGGGCCGACGGGACUGUACGACACUAUUCAGAUGGAGGAGCGCAAACUCAAGCGAAAGGGCUUGUGCGUCACGACGACUAACGCGCUUCCCGUGGACGAAAACGGGUUCUUCGAGCGCUCCAAAUCGUACUCGGAGGAGGAAUCGUCUGGACCCGAGUUCACUUAACCCUGGCCGCCCUGCAGAGGCGCAUCUGACACGACGCGUUUAUUUUAGUGAGCCAGAGAUUAUAUCGCAAACAUUCAGCGUCUGAUGUGCAAUAUUUAUUCCUCAGUCAUGACUGUGUCGCUCAGAGAAGUGUUCUGCUUACCUCGUCCUUUUAAUUUAAAUAGAAACUACUGGGCUCUGAGCGACAGUGUCUCUAUAGUGUGUAGAUGUGAGUAGAUGAAGUGCGUGAUGUAACUGAACAAAACCCAAAUAAAAACAGUGCUCAUAUUUCCGUA
Ctenopharyngodon idella (grass carp) is the source of this 2641-nucleotide messenger RNA. RefSeq names its product solute carrier family 18 member 3b (gene slc18a3b). Gene Ontology annotation, biological process: chemical synaptic transmission; transmembrane transport. The coding region runs from base 828 to 2366 and encodes 512 amino acids. The transcript has a single exon. Gene Ontology annotation, molecular function: acetylcholine transmembrane transporter activity. The record is from RefSeq and is a predicted model, not a curated record. Lineage: Eukaryota; Metazoa; Chordata; Actinopteri; Cypriniformes; Xenocyprididae. Gene Ontology annotation, cellular component: AP-1 adaptor complex; AP-2 adaptor complex; terminal bouton.